AUGGAGAGUGUCUACCACUUUGAUAGUGGGCUGCAUCUGUGGCAGGUCCAGCAAACAGGGACGGACCUUGCAGGCCAUGGCCCCUGUGCCAGCGGAAGUGCAGCUUUGAUGGAGGGGAACAGCUACAUGUUUGUUGAGAUCAUAAGACACAACGAUAGCGUCCACUUUGUGGAAGAGCUCCAGUACACAGAGGGCCUUGAUUGGAGGAGCCCAGGUGUGCAGAUUCUUGCACUGCUGACCACGGGUCAUAUCUAUGGUGGCUAUCGCGAAGCGCUGCGCGAGGUGAGCAAGGUCCAUGAGACCGCAGGAUUGGUGUUAGAGGCCGGCUUUGUGUGGGUUUAUGUGGACGGUCAGAUGGUGUACUGCCGAAAGGAUUCCUCUCCUGUGAAGCCGCGUCUUCUAGCACGUGUCCAUGGCUUUGGACAUCUUCGUUUGAUUCGGCCGCCUCCUUUGUCGCCCUGUGCACUCGGCUGGUGUGGCGUUGCGAAUGGACAUAUCACGCUGUGUUGGGGAGGCCAGGAGGAGCCACGACCUUCGCCGGAGCUCUUCCAAGGACCCGCUCUUCGUUUUGAGGUCGCCAGACGCUGGGCUGGGGGUGGCGGCUACGAUCUCAUCGGUUCGCGUCAGGUGGAGGAUUGCGUGGACCAGAGGCGUUUUCCCAAGCGAAACGAUGGAGGACAUCCCGGCUCUUCGCUUUGGUGGCAUUGCACCGGUGGGGACCUUGAAGAGUUCAUCGGUAAAGAGUUGCCGGGACUAUUCGACGGGAGCACUCUGCUUCCAUUCUAA
Molecule: messenger RNA, 786 nt
Organism: Symbiodinium sp. CCMP2456
Lineage: Eukaryota; Dinophyceae; Suessiales; Symbiodiniaceae
Source: the annotation of a GenBank genome assembly